AUGAGGUCAGUUCACAUAUCGAGUGCUGCUUCACGUUCUGGAAAUCCUCCAACAGAUAAGGAAUUUAGUGUUGAGACCUGCAUCAUUCAAGCUGACUUCACGAAGCUGGAUAUCUACGAGGGGAUAAAAGAAAAGCUAGCGAGCCUGGGCAUCGGAGUGCUGGUGAACAACGUGGGAAUGGCAAUUAAUAUUUCACCCUUCUUAGACGUCCCCGGAGGGGAAAUGACGUACCAGGACAUGCUCCUUGUCAACAACCUGUCCAUGAUCCGGAUGAUCCACAUGGUCCUCCUUGGUCAAGAAAAGAAAGGGGAUUCUCAUCAAUGUUUCCUCUCUUUCUGCCCUCUACCCUUCUCCUUUCCUGGCAACCUACGCGGCAGGGAAGGUUUAUUUUGGACAACCUUUACAAAAAAGCCAUCUGAGGCAUAA
This is a messenger RNA of Darwinula stevensoni, 426 nucleotides long. The record is from the annotation of a GenBank genome assembly. NCBI's taxonomy places the organism in Eukaryota, Metazoa, Arthropoda, Ostracoda, Podocopida, Darwinulidae.